Messenger RNA from Lolium perenne, 1444 nucleotides. Its product is annotated as glutelin type-D 1. NCBI's taxonomy places the organism in Eukaryota, Viridiplantae, Streptophyta, Magnoliopsida, Poales, Poaceae. Gene Ontology annotation, molecular function: nutrient reservoir activity. The record is from RefSeq and is a predicted model, not a curated record.
UCCUCCCGGCGCUUCCUUCCUUUCUAGAACCUUCGAUCGUAGCUCGUGCUCCUGCUUUCUUCUUCGCUUCGCGAUGGCCGUCGAUCUCACCCCGAGGCAGCCCACCAAGGCGUACGGCGGCGAGGGUGGCGCGUACUACGAGUGGAGCCCCGCGGAGCUGCCCAUGCUCGGCGUCGCCUCCAUCGGCGCCGCCAAGCUCUCGCUCGCCGCCGGCGGGAUGUCCCUCCCCAGCUACUCCGACUCAGCCAAGGUCGCCUACGUCCUCCAAGGCAAGGGAACCGUCGGCAUUGUCCUGCCUGAGGCCACCAAGGAGAAGGUGGUGGCGGUGAAGGAGGGCGACGCUCUGGCGCUCCCCUUCGGCGUGGGCACCUGGUGGCACAACACCGGCGAGUCAGCCACCGAGCUCGUCGUCCUCUUCCUCGGCGACACCUCUAAGGGCCAUAGGCCCGGCCAGUUCACCAACUUUCAGCUCACCGGCUCCAGCGGCAUCUUCACGGGCUUCUCCACGGAGUUCGUCGGCCGCGCCUGGGACCUGAAGCAGGACGACGCGGCCAAGCUGGUCUCCAGCCAGCCGGCCUCUGGCAUCGUCAAGCUCGCGGCGGGGCAGAAGCUCCCGGCGCCCGUCCCCGAGGACCGCAAGGACAUGGCGCUCAACUGCCUGGAGGCCAAGCUGGACGUGGACAUCCCCAACGGCGGCCGCGUGGUGGUGCUCAACACCGCCAACCUGCCGCUUGUGAAGGAGGUCGGGCUGGGUGCUGACCUUGUGAGGAUCGACGCCCACUCCAUGUGCUCGCCCGGGUUCUCCUGCGACUCGGCGUACCAGGUGACGUACAUCGUGCGCGGCAGCGGCCGCGUGCAGGUCGUCGGCCCUGAUGGCAAGCGCGUCCUGGAGACCCGCAUCGAGGGCGGCAGCCUCUUCAUCGUGCCCCGCUUCCACGUCGUGUCCAAGAUCGCCGACGCCUCCGGCAUGGAGUGGUUCUCCAUCAUUACCACCCCCAACCCGAUCUUCAGCCACCUUGCGGGGAAGACCUCGGUGUGGAAGGCCAUCUCGCCCGAGGUGCUGGAAGCGGCGUUCAACACGACGCCGGAGAUGGAGAAGCUCUUCCGGUCCAAGAGGCUCGACUCGGAGAUCUUCUUCGCCCCAAACUAGAAAAUCAUUCAUCGUCUUAAGAGUUAGGAAAUAAAUAGUUUUAAGAGAUUCGAGUGUGUCAGUUAAGCUUGAUAUUAUGAUUUUGAUCGAUCACCUCAGCCAUUCUAUCAUAGUUUCUUCUGGCAGAACAAAAUGUUACUGUCAGGGUGUCGUUUGUUAAUUCGAGCGUGUGCUUGUGACCAUCCGAGCUGGUUUCGGAGCAAUCGAUAUAUCGUUUGGUAUUUACAUAUCUUAUGUGUGAAAUGUUGUCUGAUAUAUCCUUUGGUCUUGCUGAUGAUGCAGUCAAUUUAUCAA